AUGACUGACAUUUCAAAUGCUUCGGGAAAGAAAAAACCUACAAGGUUUGUUACUAAUGUGUCACCCAACAACACUUCCCCAACAACACCACUGUCUGACAUCACAAAUGUGAAUGCAUCAUCUUCAUCCAAUGCUCUAAAACCAUCAUCACAUUCAACAUUACAAACAAUAUCCCACAAAGUUCAUUCACCCUCUUCAUCGAAUGCUUUGAAAACACCAUCAUCUCAGACAAUACAAAGAAAUUCUCACAAAGAAAAUAGUUUCUUCGUACCCCCUAAUUGUCGAGUUGCUCAAAAGUUUACCGAAUUACCUCCAGACUUUUCCAACAACCAAGAUACAAUUCAGCACAACACAACUCAUUCAACAACAACGAAACGGAAACGAUUUAAUACACAAGAUAUUCCAUUUUUUGAGUUGAAUGAAGAUGUCGUUGAACCUUCAGUCACACAUUUUUCAGUUGGUACCAGCGUUAACUAUAAAGAAAAGAAAAAAAGAGGCAGACCAAUUUCUACAAAAAAGAAGACACAAAUAUGUAUUCCUUCUACUUCAAAUGCUCAGAAUGAUGUAACCGGUAACAAUCAUACUAAAUAUAUCGGAAUAAGCAAAGAUUAUUUGGAUUCUGGAGAUGCUGUAUAUGUUUGCUCAGUAUGUAAAGCUAAGGUGUGGCAGGGAGAAGCAAUUCGAGGAAAUAAGGAUUUAAAGAAAACAUGUUAUUCCAUUUGUUGUUACAAUGGAAAAGUUGAACUACCCAGUCUGAUUCACCCACCUCAGUUGUUGAUUGAUUUAUAUAGCGGUCUUUCGGAAAAAAGUCAAAACUUUAUACAGAAUAUACGUCGAUACAAUAUGAUGUUCGCAUUCACAUCUAUGGCUGGAAAGAUUGAUCACACCGUUAACUCAGGAGGUGGUCCUUAUGUUUAUCGAAUGCAUGGCCAAAAUUAUCAUAUUGCAGGCAGCUUACUUCCCGAAGAGGGUGAAUCACCCAGAUUUUGCCAGUUGUACAUAUAUGAUACAGAUCAUGAGGUUCAAAACAGAUUCAAAUCAUGCGAAAUGGCACGUGAUCGCUUUGGUUCAAAUCCAACAGAGCGUAUUAGGUUGAAAUUGAUUGGGUCAAGAGAAAAUGAUGGUAGGCAGUAUAAUCUUCCUACCACAAAUGAGGUAGCUGCCCUCAUUAUAGGUGACAUUGAUGGUCAGUUGAAGGAUGAAAAAACUUUGGGUGAAGUCGCUGGAGUUGUAUAUACGAUUGAGUUUCAAAAGAGGGGCCUGCCACAUUGUCAUGUAUGUCUGUUUUUGGAAAAAAAUUCUAAAAUUCCAAAUCCUGAAGACAUAGACCGUGUUAUAUGUGCUGAAUUGCCAGACAAGGAUAGUGAACCCGAUUUGUAUCAGAUUGUUUGUGAUAACAUGAUACACGGACCUUGUGGCAACGAUCAACCAUUUAUGCCGUGUAUGAAAAAAGGCAAAUGUUCAAAACGAUUUCCAAGGGAAUAUACCGAUCAUACGUAUAUUGAUGAAGAUGGUUAUCCUAUUUACCGGAGACGUAACGAUGGAAAUAAUGUCCUUAAAAAGGUUGUUUCUAAACCGACUGUCGCUGCUUCUCAAUUUUUAGCUUGGAUGGAAUGUAACAAGCAUGAUGAAGAUGCACGAAAGUUGUCAUACGUUGAAUUCCCAACUAAAUAUGUUUGGAAUAAAUCAGAUAAGAUAUGGACAAAAAGAAAAACCAAGUCCAAGGCACUCGGUCGAUUAAACCACGUUUCUCCCAAGGCUGGUGACAUUUAUUACCUACGGAUUUUGCUGAACAAAAUCAAGGGUCCUACAUGCUAUGAAGAUAUCAAGAAAAUUAACGGAAUUGUACAUGACUCUUACAAAGAUGCUUGCUAUGCACUUGGUCUAUUAGAUGAUGAUAGAGAGUACAUUUCGUCAAUAAACGAAACACAUCAUUGGGCCACAGCUUCUUUCUGCCGGUCUCUCUUUGUUAUGUUGAUUACAUCAGAUAGUUUGUCAAGUCCUGCUCAUGUUUUUGAAGAAACAUAUCAAUGUCUUUCUGAUGAUGUCAUUCACGUUCGUGAACAAGAAAUCGGCGUCAGAGGCUUGAAGUUAAAAGAGGAUGCAAUUUUCAACCUUACCUUGUCAUACAUCGAGAAAUCAUUAUUGAGCUGUGGAUUGAGUUUGAAGCAAAUACCAAAUAUGCCGUUUCCUGAUCAUAGAUACAUUCAAGAGUCAUGCAAUAUGUUAAUUCAAGAUGAGCUUAACUAUGAUCCUGGUGUUAUUGAAGUUGAGCAUCAAGAUUUGUAUUCCAAAUUAAAUGUCGAGCAAAAAAAUGUUUAUCACACCCAUUAUGAAUGCGGUUAA
Messenger RNA from Lactuca virosa, 2346 nucleotides. NCBI's taxonomy places the organism in Eukaryota, Viridiplantae, Streptophyta, Magnoliopsida, Asterales, Asteraceae. The record is from the annotation of a GenBank genome assembly.